Messenger RNA from Cryptococcus wingfieldii CBS 7118, 1452 nucleotides. RefSeq lists its product as hypothetical. The record is from RefSeq and is a predicted model, not a curated record. Bases 1 to 1452 code for a protein of 483 amino acids. The transcript has 2 exons. NCBI's taxonomy places the organism in Eukaryota, Fungi, Basidiomycota, Tremellomycetes, Tremellales, Cryptococcaceae.
AUGAGUACACUGUCCAUCAUGCCCUCGUCCCUUGUCGGGCCCACCGAUAUCCCCCGCCGCCCCUCUCCAUGGCACGAUAUCGCCCACUCCCUGUCCGCCGCUUCUCUCCCACCAUCUCGCCGCGAUUCUACACCAUCCAUCCCAUCUCCUCCGUCCACCGCGUCCAACCCCUCCACGCCCCCCAACAUCUCUUCUCUCGCUUUACGCGAAUGGGAACAGCGCCUCUCCCAUCCGGCCUCCUCCGCUACUCGACAUCAACUUGUGCACCCUCGUCGAUCCCCUACGCCAAAGCUCGCGGCGGAGCGCGAUAAGAUGGGGUUUAUAGAGUACAAGCUGAAGCUUAUCGAUCCGACGACCGAGAGGUUUGAGAGGCUGGUGACGCAGAUGAUGUGGAGGCUGAAGCAGGGCAAGAAUGAGGCGAUAUACGAAUUUGGGCUGGCUGAUGACGGUACUGUGGUGGGGCUGACGCGAGUCGAGAUGGAUUCCUCCUUGCGGACUCUCGAGCUCAUGGCUUCAGAAGUCGGCGCCACAGUCAUCAUCCUCAAAGAGAUUGUCCUCUCUGCCGCCUCCAUCUCGUCUCGAUCUGCCACCGCCAUCGAGUCCAUCUCCCUUCCACCUUCCAGAGGCCUUCCUGCCGAAUGGAUCGCUCGUCGGCCCGAUCUCGAUGAGAACGGCCAGCCUCGCAAGGGCAACAAGGACUACGAUCAGGGGCCGAAGGGUCGACGUGCAAAGAAGGAGGAGAAGCAGCUCCGACACGAUAGGAAGAAGGAAAAGCUGAAAGAGAAGGGAAGCGGCUCAAGCGACACCGAUUCGUCCUUUUUCGACAUGAACGACCCGGGCCCGCAGUACUCGCCUCCCAGCUCUGCGCCGGCUGCCAAGAAGGGCGUCAACCAGCCAUCGCCAGAGGUGUCCGACAAGAAGCGACGUCGGUCUGCUGCCAGGCAGGAGAAGCGUCGGCUAGACCUCUUACGAGGCGACGGUACCAACCCCUUGUUCUCUGACGAAUCGUUCAAGAUUGUCAUACCACACCAGCCUGCCCGUCCUUCGUCAUUACGACUCGCCACCCCCGCAGAGAUGCCAGAAGACUCGUUCGGCGAUGACCUGCUCCAUAUCCCCCUCGACUCUUUGUCCCUCUCUUUCGCCGACGUCCGCACCGUUGCCUCGCCAACGCCUUCUUCCUCAGCGUCUUUACCACGUGCGCUUUCGCCUUUGUCGGCAGCGUCCAAUGCAGAGACGGUGCUGCCAUUGGACGACCCGGCAUUGGCGUCGAGCACAAUUGUGCCCCCGCCAGUAGGCGAGGAGUUGAUUUGUGUUGAGGCGCUCGUGGUGAGGAAGGUCCAGCAUGGGCAUGGGGGAGAGGGGGAGGAUGAGGAUGGAGAAGGGGAUGACAGUGAAGAGUGGGGGUAUGGAGGGGAGGAAGAUGUAUGGGGUUUCGGAUUGGAAGAUGAUUAG